Messenger RNA from Manihot esculenta (cassava), 666 nucleotides. RefSeq lists its product as uncharacterized. Bases 1 to 666 code for a protein of 221 amino acids. NCBI's taxonomy places the organism in Eukaryota, Viridiplantae, Streptophyta, Magnoliopsida, Malpighiales, Euphorbiaceae. The record is from RefSeq and is a predicted model, not a curated record. The transcript has a single exon.
AUGGUGCAACAGAUUUUAGAGGUAAAAAAGGAAGAUGAUACUUCAGCUACAAAAUUCUGGUUAGAAAGUAUAGAAAGGGUUUUACAGCAGCUACAGUGUUCACCCGUGGAAAGUUUAAUGUGUGCAGUAUCAUUACUAAAAGAUGAAGCCUAUAGAUGGUGGACAACAUUAAUACAGACAGUUGGACCAGAGCAGCAGACUUGGGAAUACUUUUUGGUAGAGUUUAAGAAGAAAUAUGUUGGGGCCUUAUAUUUGGAGGAAAGAAGGAGGGAGUUCUUAUACCUCAGACAGGGCAGGCUUACAGUAACUGAGUAUGAGCGAGAAUUUGUUAGACUUAGUAAGUAUGCCACAGAGAUAGUUCCUACAGAGGAAGAGAGAUGUAAACGCUUUGAGCAAGGACUACAUGCUGAUAUCAAGAUGUACCUCACAGCUAUGCACAUCAGGGAACUUUUAGUUUUAGUGGAGAUGGCCCAUAGCCUAGAGCGAAUUAAAAAGAAGAGCAAAGUAGAAAGCAGAAGGGGCAGUAGAAGAGGAGCUGGAGCCAGAGUCAGUAUCAAGGACAAUCCUCUGCAUCGCAAACAACUAGCAAGAGACAGAGGGAAUUUCAGCAGACAGGGCAGUGAAGGCCACCUAGGCAGAUUCAGAGACCUAGGCAGAGUUCAGUAG